Molecule: messenger RNA, 2588 nt
Organism: Melospiza melodia melodia
Lineage: Eukaryota; Metazoa; Chordata; Aves; Passeriformes; Passerellidae
Gene: ACKR5
Product: G protein-coupled receptor 182
Exons: 2
Coding region: 41-1138 (365 amino acids)
Biological process (GO): G protein-coupled receptor signaling pathway
Cellular component (GO): membrane
Molecular function (GO): G protein-coupled receptor activity
Source: RefSeq, a predicted model, not a curated record
CCGAGCCGAGAGGAUCCCCCCGCUCCAGGCAGCCACCAGGAUGGCCGAGGAGGUGACCACUGUCCCCAUGGAGACACACACUGUCCCGAGUGAGUACAGCGACUACCACAACCUGUCCGAGCUGUUCUACCUCCUGAACCACACCUACACCUUCUGCGAGUUCAGCCUGGACGAGAACAUCAAACGAGUCGUUCUCUUCAUCCUCUACCUGGUCAUCUUCGUGGUGGGCUUGGUGGAGAACCUCCUCGUCAUCUGGGUCAACUGGCAGACAAGGGGCACCAAGAACUUGGUCAACCUGUACAUCAUCAACAUGGCCAUCGCCGACCUGGGCGUGCUGCUCUCGCUGCCCAUCUGGAUGCUGGAGGUGAUGCUGGAUUACACCUGGCUCUGGGGCAGCUUCCUCUGCCGCUUCACCCACUACUUCUACUUCGGCAACAUGUACGCCAGCAUCUUCUUCCUCACCUGCCUGAGCGUGGAUCGCUACGUGACCCUGACCAGCUCCUCUGUCUUCUGGCAGCGGCACCAGCACCGCGCGCGCCGCGCCGUCUGCGCCUGCUGCUGGCUCCUGGCCGCCGCCGUCCCUGUGCUGGAGGUGGCCCACAUGCAGCUGGUCAACACUGGGGAGCCCAUCUGCAUCUUCAUGGCUCCUUUUGAGACGUACGACGAGUGGGCUCUGGCGGUCAGCUUGGCCACCACCACCGUCGGCUUCCUCAUCCCCUUCCCCGUCAUCGCGGCGUUCAACGUGCUGACGGCGCGCUUCAUCCGGCGCGCCAAGCCCGAGAGCCGCAAGCACUGCCUGCUCAUCUACGCCUACGUCGGGGUGUUCCUGCUCAGCUGGCUGCCCUUCCACGUGGUGCUGACCCUGCUGACCCUCGAGGGCAACCACCUCAUCCUGCACUGCACCUUCGCCCACCUCCUCUACUUCUUCUACGACAUCAUCGACUGCUUCACGCUGCUGCACUGCGUCGUCAACCCCAUCCUCUACAACUUCCUCAGCAAGAACUUCCGCAGCAAACUCAUCUCCGCCGUGGUCAAGUACAUCCCCAAGGACCACGGUGGCCAGAAGGGAGCUGGGAAUUCCUCCUCCAGCACGCAGCACUCCAUAGUCAUCGCCAAGGACAACAGCCCUCCCAACUAAAGAGGGUCAGACUCUCCCGACUUCCAUCCUGGUGGCUCCAUCCCGGGGACAGUGGGAUUGGUUUUCCUGCUGCUGAGGACACGAUUUGCUUGGGCACCUCCCGUGCCAGGCUUGAGGAGAGCUGGGAGCUAUGGACAUCUUGCCCUGGAGCGCUGUUGUGUUCAACCUGAAGGAAGGAUAAGAGAAAAUUAUAUUCCCCGUUUGAUAAGAACAUUAUAUUCCCUUGCAAUAAUAAAGUUUGCUACUCCACUCAGUGUCUGACCCAGCCCCAAGAUCAGAGCCCCAUCCUGUGCCCCCAAGCUGUGGGGUUGGGGUGCAGCAUCUGCCCCACCAAGGGUGUUCCUGCACCCCCAAACUGCCCUGGGCAUGGCACUGCCUGGUUUGUGCCAUCCCGAGUGGGAGAGGAGGAAUUUGGAUCACAAACCUCCCUCCACAGUGCCCAGCAACACCCAGAGCCUGAUUUUUUGAGAGAUGAAGGCCAAGCAGCCCAAGGGGCUGAGCAGGGCACAGACCUGAGGGAGGGGAGGAACAAUUUGGAUUGGAGAUCAGCCACUCCUUCAGAGCAGUUUUGCAAACCCAGCUGUACAUUUUUUACCAAUUUUAAAUUAGCGAUGGCUAAACUGGGUUUUACUGGGAAAGGCUGCUCAGACUUAACUUUGGGUCCCCCACCCCAUUAACUCCUCUGGAGCACCCCCUGGAGGGUUUUCAUGGCCACUGGGUGGAUUCCUCAGCCCCAACAAGCCCCAAAAUCCCUUCCCCUUCCACCAAAGCCGCUGUUGGGAGCACAGGGAUGUGCAGAAAUCCUCAGAGCUGGGUUUGUGCCGUGCAAGGAACUGGAGAACGCGGAGAAAGUUCAUCCUUGUGUGGAUGCUGAUCUCAGUCACGCGCUGGGGUCAGGCCUUUGCUGGGGGAAGGUGACAGAGGGACCAUAAAUCUCCCGAAGGCCUUGAGCUGCUGGAGGAACUCUUGUUGGAAAAAAAAAAAGCAGAGCAUCAGCAGUUCUGGGGACAGGAUGCUGGCUCAGGGCUGGGAGCAGGAUGUCCCAGGAGAAGCCCGUGACCAGGAUGUGGGGUUAUCACAAAGCCACUUCCAGGGGUCCCUGAUGGGGGGAAAAAAACCUGAAAUUCCUCAGAAUUCCUUCUGCAGGGAUGUUCCUUUUUAUCCCACUGGGAAUAAUCCAAAUCCAGGCUCCAGCAGGGUCAGAAUUCCCGGCUCAGGAAUUCCCUGCUCUGCUCCUGUGACACCCCCAGGCUGAGAUCUGCACCCCACCACCUUCAUUCCCUCAUCCCAAAUUCCCCCUGAGCUUCCUUUUGUUAAUUCCCUCCCAUCCCCAAUGAAGAAAUGGACGAUAAACCCAAAACCAGCCACUCACCAGGGCAAAAAUAUAUUCAAGACAUUUCAAUGCGUAAAAUUUGGUAUUUCACCUAAUAAACUUAAUUUUUUAACUGUC